Molecule: messenger RNA, 1704 nt
Organism: Malassezia japonica
Lineage: Eukaryota; Fungi; Basidiomycota; Malasseziomycetes; Malasseziales; Malasseziaceae
Product: aspartate--tRNA ligase
Exons: 2
Coding region: 1-1704 (567 amino acids)
Biological process (GO): aspartyl-tRNA aminoacylation
Cellular component (GO): cytosol; cytoplasm; aminoacyl-tRNA synthetase multienzyme complex
Molecular function (GO): RNA binding; aspartate-tRNA ligase activity; ATP binding
Source: RefSeq, a predicted model, not a curated record
AUGUCGAGUGACGCACAGCAGCCGACGACCGAGGCAGCCGCCGCUCCUGCGGAGCAGGUGCCUGCCGCCGCCACCCAGGGUGAUUCCCAGGAAGAACUGAACCCUGACGGCACCCCGCUUUCGGACAAGCAAAAGCGCAAGCGCGCCGAGAAGGCCGAGAAAGAGCGCAUCAAGGCCGAGAAGGCCGAGCGUCUCGCCGCCGAGCAGGCCGCGCGUCAGGCUGCCGAGGUCGACUUUGCUACGGAAAACUACGGCACGCUCCCGAUGAACCAGUCGCAGGAGCGCACCAACACGCAGCUCUUUGCCAUUGAGGAUAUCCACCCCGACAAGGACGGCCAGCAGAUCACCCUGCAGGCGCGGUUGCAGACCAGCCGUGCGCCCUCGGCCAAGCUUGUGUUUUUGACGUUCCGCCAGAACCUGAACUGUGUUCAGGCGACGCUCGCCAUGGCCCCUGAAAAGGUUUCGCGCCAGAUGACCAAGUGGGCAGCCGCAAUUACCCCCGAGUCGAUCGUACAGGUCGAGGGUACGAUCAGCAAGGUGCCCAAGCCGAUCGAGUCCUCGUCGGUCACCGUGAAGGACGCCGAGAUCAAGAUCUCGCGCAUUCACAUUGUCGUGCCCGUGACGUGGGAAGGCCAGAUCCCCUUCUACGUCGACGACGCGACGCGCUCCGACGCCGAAAUUGAGGCGAGCCAGGAGACGGCGCGCCCCCUUCCCCCGAUCGCGCUCGACACGCGUCUGGACAACCGUGUGCUGGAUCUGCGCACGCCGACGAACCAGGCCAUCUUCCGCCUUAACCACGGUGUGUGCCGCCUCUUCCGCGAGUUCCUGGACAACAACGGCUUCAUUGAGAUCCACACGCCCAAGCUGCAGGGUGCCGCAACCGAGAGCGGUGCGUCGGUGUUCAAGGUGGGCUACUUCAAGGGCAACGCCUUCCUUGCGCAGAGCCCCCAGCUCGGCAAGCAGAUGGCCAUCUCUGCCGACUUUGGUCGUGUCUACGAGAUUGGCCCCGUGUUCCGUGCGGAAGACAGCAACACGAACCGCCACAUGACCGAGUUCACCGGUCUCGAUUUGGAGAUGGCUUUCCAGGAGCACUACCACGAGGUCUCGGACCUGCUCAACCAGCUCUUUAUGUUCAUCUUCAAGGAGCUGCCCAAGCGCUACGGCGCCGAGAUCGCGACGGUCCGCCGCCAGUUCCCUGCGGAUGACUUCCUCGUGCCCGAGGCGCCGGUGUGCCUGCACUUUAAGGAGGCCAUCCAGAUGCUCCGUGACGCGGGCUACGAGGUCGCGGACCUCGACGACCUGAGCACCGAGACGGAGCGCGCGCUCGGCAAGCUGGUCCGCGACAAGUACAAGACGGACUUUUACAUGCUCGACAAGUUCCCGCUCGACAUCCGGCCGUUCUACACGAUGCCCGACCCGAGCGACAACCGCUACUCGAACUCGUAUGACUUCUUCAUGCGUGGCCAGGAGAUUCUCUCGGGUGCGCAGCGUGUGCACGACGCCAAGUACCUCGAGGAGCGCCUCGCCGCCGCCAACAUCCCCGUGUCGGCAAUGAAGUCGUACGUCGAUGCUUUCCGCCUCGGUGCGCCGCCGCACGCGGGUGGUGGUAUCGGUCUGGAGCGUGUGCUCAUGCUCUACCUCGGCCUGAACAACAUUCGUCGCACGAGCAUGUUCCCUCGUGACCCCAAGCGCCUGGAGCCGUAA